AUGAACGACUCAUUCCUAGAAGAUUUAGGUCUAGUGGAACAGAAGGGAGGAUCUACGGUCCGCGAUGCAGAACGAUACAUAACAACUCGCCGUUCGGAGUCACCCAAAGUUGAUUUUAGCGUUGAGUUUGAGCGCGAGAUCAUGCGAAAGCAGGCGAAGUUCUCGGCUUCUCCAGGGCUUCCAAAAGGGUCAACUGGGGUUCUGGAGAUGUCAGAGGCAAAACAACAGUCUCCCAGAUCGACAGAUCCUCAAAAGCCCUCAGGAAAACGUCUGAGUGAUCCAAAGCUUAAGAAGCCCAUAAAAGAAUUGAAAAUCAUAACACCUCCGUCAAAGCCCAAGCAUCCUGAGAAAAAAAUUAAACCAGUGGAGGCAAAGUUGAAGCAAGUAGAGAAUCUCGAUAAAUUAGAGGACCUGAAGGUGAUUCAGGGAUUCAAAACACGGGGGAAACGGCUGGGUGGUACGAAAGAGAGCAACAGACUGUCGGAUGGAUCCUCCAAGGAGAAUAGUAGACCCUCUGAUUCUUCUGGGGACAGUGGCCAGAUGGAAAUCCUCAAGGAACGUCGCAGAGGAGCCGACACACCUGGGAAGAAAUCUGAGCCUGUUGAUAAUGCAUCAUUGACCAUGUUGAAUGCCAUCAAGGAGAUUGUCAGCACUUACACAAAGGUGGAGAGUAGUAAAGUCAUGAGGAUGAUGCAGGAUCUCUACAUAAACUCCCAAUCCAACAUGAUCAAGCAGUUGAUGCUCGUAACUGAUGACUUGAGGGAGCUGAAUCUCAGUGAGGGCUCGCCUAGGUUCCAAGCACUCGUUCGGGAGAAUAAUCAGCUGCUGGAGAAUGUGGCAUUUCUCAGGAGUCGGGUCGAUGAACUACAGAAAACGGCGGAGGACUUUGAUAGGCUGAAGCAGGAGAAUCUUGUGCUGAGAACGAGGAUCAGGGAUCUAGAGCAGAAGUGAGGAGUUUGAGGUGUAAAAAGUUCUACGCCAUGUUGAUAUUUUAAGUGCAGGGGAGUUUUGUACUAAAUUUUGUAUUUUUAUGAUUAUUCAUUUAUUAAAGUUUUGCAUUACCCGAAA
Messenger RNA from Diachasmimorpha longicaudata, 1068 nucleotides. RefSeq lists its product as uncharacterized. The transcript has a single exon. Lineage: Eukaryota; Metazoa; Arthropoda; Insecta; Hymenoptera; Braconidae. The coding region runs from base 1 to 951 and encodes 316 amino acids. The record is from RefSeq and is a predicted model, not a curated record.